Messenger RNA from Gordionus sp. m RMFG-2023, 1060 nucleotides. Its product is annotated as neuronal calcium sensor 2-like. The record is from RefSeq and is a predicted model, not a curated record. NCBI's taxonomy places the organism in Eukaryota, Metazoa, Nematomorpha, Gordioida, Chordodea, Parachordodidae. The coding region runs from base 126 to 689 and encodes 187 amino acids. Gene Ontology annotation, molecular function: calcium ion binding. The transcript has 4 exons.
GACCUUUCAGAUAUUACCUAAAUUACGAUCUUUCAACAUACAACCACUUAUCCUAUCAUACGCUUUUAAAUUUCCCAUCAUUCACCAAAAACUUAUAAAUUUCACUACCAUUGUAUCAUCAAAAUAUGGGCAACAAACUGGCAAAGAAAAACAAAUUAACCGCCGACGAAAUCGCAUUUCUCAAAGCUAAUACAAAUUUUUCCGAAGAACAAAUCAAAGAGUGGCACAAAGGAUUUUAUCAAGAUUGCCCCAAGGGUAAUCUCAGUCGGGAAAAAUUUAUCGAAGUUUACAAGCAAUUUUUUCCAUCCGGCUCGGCCGAAGAAUUUUGCGAUCACGUAUUUCGGACUUUCGAUACCGAUAACAGCGGUAACAUCGAUUUUCAAGAAUUUCUACUGGCCAUAAACGUGACAUCUUCUGGAAGUCCCGAACAAAAACUAAAAUGGGCCUUCCGGAUGUACGAUAUCGACUCAAACGGCACGAUAGAGCUCUCGGAGAUGGUCAAGAUUAUCGAGGCAAUAUACGACAUGUUAGGUCCGGAGAUGGACAAAACUAAAGAGAGUCCAGAGGAACGGGCCAAAAAAAUAUUCUCUAAAAUGGACACCAACAACGACGGCUUGUUAACAGAGGAAGAAUUUAUCAAAGGAUGUUUACAAGACGAAGAACUGUUUAAAAUAUUGGCUCACGAUUGAUAUAUAUUUACCAUUAUUAAAUUAUUUUGUUUUGUUCCAAUUUUUUUUCAAAUUUAUAUAAUGCAUAUUAUGUCGUAGUAUUUAUGCUUUGACGAAUAUCAUUUAAAUUGUAAAAAAUAUAAAACUGAUAUUCUUCUAAGCACCAGGGUUUAAACCUAUUUGUCUAAUUGCACUGAAUUGCUCUAAAACCGUCGGCAUAUAUAUCCACAAUUAUUUAAACUCGUAAUUUUGAAAGGAUUUUAAGUAAAUUUUUAUCUGACAUUUUCCCGCGAUUCUUUUAUUUUAUAAUCUAUAGCUUUCUUUUACCUUUUUGGGUCCAACGUUUUAUUAUCGCUUUAAUUUUGUCCUAUUUAUAUUUUUUAAAUAUUAAU